Molecule: messenger RNA, 1167 nt
Organism: Penicillium hordei
Lineage: Eukaryota; Fungi; Ascomycota; Eurotiomycetes; Eurotiales; Aspergillaceae
Product: SOS response-associated peptidase
Exons: 3
Coding region: 1-1167 (388 amino acids)
Biological process (GO): DNA damage response
Molecular function (GO): single-stranded DNA binding
Source: RefSeq, a predicted model, not a curated record
AUGUGUGGGCGAUACGCUUUGGGUGUGCGCUUGGCGUACAUCCAACAACGCAUGCAAGAGCAAGGCAUGCAAGUGGAUGAAGCACCAGACGACAGUUCAGUCAGAGAGACAUACAACUUUGCACCGGGCAACUUCGGUGCUGUCUAUCGCGCCGAGAUCACUGACAAAGAGAGUUACAAUGCUCAGCAAGAUGCUGAUAGUGAGCACCAAAAUCAAGAAUUAGAAAAGGAAAAAGACAACACGGUUACCAAAUACAAGCUCCAGAGCAUGAAAUGGGGUCUCAUCCCAUUCUGGACGAAGCGCCAACCGGAUUACGGAUCCAUGAUGCGCACAAUUAAUUGUCGCGAUGACUCGUUGAUCGAAGAUUCGGGGAUGUGGACUACCAUGAAGCGACGAAAGAGGUGCAUUGUCGUCUGUCAGGGCUUUUACGAGUGGCUGAAGAAGGGGCCUGGGGGCAAAGAAAAGGUUCCGCACUUUGUCCGGCGCAAAGACGGGGAGCUGAUGUGCUUCGCUGGAUUGUGGGAUUGUUCUGACCAGAAGCUCUACACGUACACGGUGAUCACGACGUCUUCUAAUUCCUACCUGAAGUUCCUGCAUGAACGUAUGCCUGUCAUACUGGACCUCGGGAGUGAGGCGAUGAAUAAAUGGCUAAGUCCCAGCCAAAAGACCUGGUCGAAGGAGCUCCAAUCACUUCUCAAGCCAUAUGAGGGCGAACUGGAGUGCUAUCCUGUUUCCAAGGAAGUUGGGAAAGUCGGAAAUAAUUCUCCGAAUUUUAUUAUUCCUGUCGACAGCAAGGAUAACAAGAGUAACAUCGCAAACUUCUUCGCCAAUACGAAACCAAAGGAGACUCUAGAGCAAUCGCCGAAGAAGGAGACUGUGUCGCCGAAAGUGAAGAUGGCUAAAGACGAUGACCGCCCUACUAAGGAUUCGGAAUGGAGUGAGGACAAUGCCCCAAAACCGGUGCCAGCUGUUAAAAGGGAGCAUAGUCCAGAACCUGCUAGAUCUGUGGAGGAAAGCAAGAAGCAAAAGAUCAAUUCAGAUCUAACGGGAAUAUCGCCGCAAAAGAAGAAGUUGCGUAGUGCUACCCAUAAUAGCCCCAUGAAGAAGUCCAGUGGGGCAAAGGCAGCAGAUGGAUCGCAACGAAUUACUAGUUUCUUCAAGAAGUGA